AUGGCUUUCCGACAACCCUUGUCCCGCUAUGGACAAUGCAACUCAUACUUUGUUGAGACACAAGAUGACGGCGUAUACGCCGCUCGCGCAGAAGAGAGGGAACGUGCCCGGGCUAUCGCACGCAUGCAGCAGCGAGCCCUCGCAGAGGAGCUGUCAAGAAUGACUGCGGAAGAAUACCAAGAAGACAUCAUGGACCACAUGGAGUACAUGGAGUCACAAACUCUACCUGACGUCAACUCAAUUGACAUUCAGACCGAGAUCCAAUGGUUCAUGCGUCCGUACCUUCUUGACUUCCUCGUUGAGGCUCACGCUGCCUUCCAGCUGCUUCCCGAGACCCUCUUUCUCGCCGUAAACCUCCUCGACCGCUAUUGCUCUCGCCGCGUCGUAUACAAGCGUCACUAUCAAUUAGUUGGCUGUGCUGCCUUGCUGAUCGCUGCUAAGUACGGUGACAAGAAAGACCGUGUGCCUACGGUACGGGAGCUCAAGUCGAUGUGCUGCUCGCUAUACGACGAUGAAAUGUUCACCCAGAUGGAGUGGCAUGUGCUACAGACCCUAAACUGGAUCAUUGGGCACCCCACGGUUGACGCCUUUCUCCAGGUUGCUCUUGCCGAAGGACCUUUUGACCCGGAGGUUGAGCACAUGUCCUUGUACAUUGCUGAGAUCGCUCUGUUCCAUAAAGAGUUUGUGUCCACGAGGCCAUCGAUCCUCGCGAGAUCCUCGCUCGCCCUUGCUAGGUGUAUCCUCUCUCGCAAUGACCACAAGGUGUCUGAGUGGGCAGCCACGUACGAUCCCCAGACCGUUAUGAGCUUGUCCAACCACCUGUACCAGCCUUCGCAAGUCCUUUCUCGCAAGUAUUCAUCCAUGCACCUCUCGAAUGUCUCAACUACUGUAGACGAAUUCCUUCAGCGCCAGGCGCAGAUUGCUCGACGAGCUGCAGCCCCGCCGACACCCCCUGCGUCUGUUGGAUUGGAAGAGCCCAAGUCCAUGUCGGAUGCUUAUGGACCCCAGACACCUCAAAAGAACCAUUACUCUGCUGCUGUUCUGCAACAUGGUUGCCUCACACCACCAAUUACUCCGGAGAACGAGCAGUUCGUGGCCAAGUCACUCCCAAUGGCGCCCACCACCUACCCAACAACUCCGACACCCGAGCAUCCAGCAAACAUGCAUCAAGCACAGUACUAUCACAACACCUACAUACAACCUCAGCCGCAGUACUGA
Messenger RNA from Didymosphaeria variabile, 1218 nucleotides. RefSeq lists its product as uncharacterized. Gene Ontology annotation, cellular component: cytoplasm; centrosome; cyclin-dependent protein kinase holoenzyme complex. The coding region runs from base 1 to 1218 and encodes 405 amino acids. The transcript is spliced from 2 exons. Gene Ontology annotation, biological process: mitotic cell cycle phase transition; regulation of cyclin-dependent protein serine/threonine kinase activity. The record is from RefSeq and is a predicted model, not a curated record. NCBI's taxonomy places the organism in Eukaryota, Fungi, Ascomycota, Dothideomycetes, Pleosporales, Didymosphaeriaceae. Gene Ontology annotation, molecular function: cyclin-dependent protein serine/threonine kinase regulator activity.